Molecule: messenger RNA, 1041 nt
Organism: Spirodela intermedia
Lineage: Eukaryota; Viridiplantae; Streptophyta; Magnoliopsida; Alismatales; Araceae
Source: the annotation of a GenBank genome assembly
AUGGGGUAUCCGACCGAGGAUCAAACCCCGGAUGAUGCAGAGGAUGAUUUCUCCGGCGUGGUGAAGUCCCUGGGAGCCAUGAAUUUAGAUGAGCCUCAUCACCAUCAUCAUCAUCAGCAGCAGCAGCAGCAGCAGCAGCCUGGCAUUCUCUUGAUCGAAGAUUAUUUCAAGAAACCAGACCCCGAGGAGGAGUGGGAGCAGAUUUUUCAGGAAGAAGCACGGCAAGAACAGAUGAAGAUGGAUAUGUCAGAUUUCCAACUAGACCAGGAGCAAGAACAGACGAAGGUAGCCUCUGCUGAUCUACAGCAAGAACAAAUGAAGACAGAUGUGGCGGAUCUCCAACUAGAUCACGAGCAAGAACAGAAGAAGGUGGCCUUUGCUGAUCAAGAGCAAGAACAGAUGAUGGCGGCUGGCCAACAAGAACAGAUGAAGACAGCGGCUGCCCAACAAGAACCGAUGCAGAUGCCGGCUCCCCCACAAGAACAAAUGAGGAUGGCGGCUCCUCAACAAGAACAGAUGAAGAUGAUGGCUGCCCAACAAGAACAGAGGAAGAUUGCGGCUGCCCAACGAGAGCAGAUGGAGAUGGCGGCUGCCCAACGAGAGCAGAUGGAGAUGGCGGCUGCCCAACGAGAGCAGAUGGAGAUAGCGGCUGCCCAACAAGAACAGAUGAAGAUGGUGGCUGUCCAACAAGAAGAGAUGAAUAUGGUGGUUGCCCAACGAGAGCAGAUCAAGAGGGAGAUGGAGGUUGACCAAAGGGAGCAGAUGAAGAUGGCGGCGGAGCAAGUGCAAGAACAGAUGGAGAUGGCGGCUGCCCGGAAAGCACUCCGGCUGACGAAGAUGGCGGCCGCCCGAGAAGGACGACAAUUUAUGGCGAUGGCGGCGGCGGCCAGGAGAGAGCAGCAAGAGAUGGAAGCGUGGGCGGCGGCGCCGCCAGCCCCAGCGCCGACGGCCGCGGCUGAGGAGAAAAGGAGGAGGAGGCAGCUCCGGAUCGCCCAGAGGCGCGAAGCGGCCGCUGGGGUGGCGCCCGGGAGGAAGGGCUAG